GCCCCAGCGCAUCUGGGAGCUGGGGAUCAGCCCCCCAGUGACCCCUCCAUCCUGCCCCUUGGACACCCCCACUCCAUCCACACCAGCCCGGAGAGGAGGGUUCUCUGCUGUGAGAGCCCCCACCCCCACCCCCAAACAACGACAGAAAAAUUAAAUAACUGCAAGAGAGAGAAGAGAGGGAGGGGCAGGAGGGAGGAAGGGAGGAGAGAGACAGAGAAACAGAAGAGGCUGGAGAGGAGGAGGUGGGGAGGGAGAGAGGAGCUGGAGGCUGAGAGGGAGAGAGUGAGGAGGAGAAGAAGGGGAGAAGGGAGCAGGGAGAAGCAGGGACCGAGAAGGGAGGGAGGGAGGAGGAGGUGAGGGAAGCAGGAUGGAGGAAUGGAGUUAGGGGGCUUGGAAGAGCUUUUAAUGAAAAGAGAGCGAAGAAGGGGAGUGUGCAUUAGGAACCCAGAGGGAACCCGAGGGAGAAGCAGAAGGCAGAGAGGGGAGUAGGAAGAUCGGGAGGUAGAGCAAGCCUGGAGGGUUCGGGAAAAGAGGAGAGAAAGGGGAGGUAAAGCGAGAGAGGAGAGGAGAGAGGGGAGGGGGUGGGGGUCUCAGUCUCCCAUUGCCACAGUAACUGGGGAACUGGGACUCCCUGUAGGGAGGAGCGGAAGGCUGGAAGUCCUGGGAGGGGUUAGGGUUCCACAAAAAGGGGGAGAAGCUGAGAGAGGGCCGGCGGGACAUUGGGAAGGGGUCACCCCGAGGCCUCUUGGGGAUGGGGGCUGCAGCUCGUCUGAGCGCCCCUCGGGCGCUGGUACUCUGGGCCGCACUGGGAGCGGCAGCUCACAUCGGAACCGCACCUGACCCAGAGGACUGGUGGAGCUACAAGGAUAAUCUCCAGGGAAACUUCGUGCCAGGACCUCCCUUCUGGGGCCUGGUGAACGCAGCCUGGAGUCUCUGUGCCGUGGGGAAGCGUCAGAGCCCCGUGGAUGUGGAGCUGAAGAGGGUCCUCUAUGACCCCUUUCUGCCCCCGCUGAGACUCAGCACGGGGGGAGAGAAGCUCCGCGGAACUCUGUACAACACCGGUCGCCAUGUCUCCUUCCUGCCUGCGCCCCGGCCUGUGGUUAAUGUGUCUGGGGGGCCCCUCCUUUAUAGCCACCGACUCAGUGAACUGCGGCUGCUAUUUGGAGCACGUGAUGGAGCUGGCUCUGAACACCAGAUCAACCAUCAGGGUUUCUCUGCUGAGGUGCAGCUCAUCCACUUCAACCAAGAACUCUAUGGGAACCUCAGCGCCGCCACCCGGGGCCCCAAUGGCCUGGCCAUUCUCAGCCUCUUUGUCAAUGUGGCUGGUAGCUCAAACCCGUUCCUCAGCCGCCUCCUUAACCGUGACACCAUCACCCGCAUCUCCUAUAAGAAUGAUGCCUACUUUCUUCAAGAUCUGAGCCUGGAGCUCCUGUUCCCUGAGUCCUUUGGCUUCAUCACCUAUCAGGGCUCUCUCAGCACCCCACCCUGCUCGGAGACUGUUACCUGGAUCCUCAUUGACAGGGCCCUCAAUAUCACCUCCCUCCAGAUGCACUCCCUGAGACUUCUGAGCCAGAAUCCUCCGUCCCAGAUCUUCCAGAGCCUCAGCGGUAACGGCCGGCCCCUGCAGCCCUUGGCCCACAGGGCCUUGAGGGGCAACAGGGACCCCCGGCACCCCGAGAGGCGCUGCCGAGGCCCCAACUACCGCCUGCAUGGUAUGAUGCGGUCUGCAACCCCUUACACGUCUUGGUCUAACCCACCUAUGUGUCUCCCCUUGAUGUUUCAAUAUGAUGCAGUCCAACCCCUCCCUCGCUGCUUCUGUGUGACCCAGCCUCCUGAACUCUCCCUCGCUCUUUCUCCCUUUGUGUCAAAGUGGUACAACCCACCUUCCUGUCAUAGACCAUUGCAGGUCCGUGAUUUGCUAUUCUUCACUGCCUGCAACUUGCAACUCGGUGUAUAACCCGAGUCCCCUGGUUUCCUUGUGGUACGAUCCUGUACAGGUCCGUGGUUCUUAUAACUAGGGCUUUCCGAAAUGGUACAGCCCAGAUCCUUUCCCCUGUUUUCAUGAGGUACAACCCUAUACUGUACCAUAAUCUGGCACGUCCCUUACUGAAAAAAAAAAAAACACAACGUGGUACACUCCCCUUCUCCCCCUACUGCCUCCUCGUGGUUCAGUCCCAUGGUCUAGUCCACCUCGCUGGCUUCUCAACAUGGUACAGCCCAGACCUCCCCAUGAAUACCUUCACGUAGUUCAGCCUAAUGCUGAAACUGGAUGUCCCUAUUCCACCCUCCUGCUGCCCCGCUAUGGUUCAGCCCAGUGCCAGGCAAUCUGGCCGUUUCCCCCAGCUUGUCAACCUGGUACA
Cervus elaphus (red deer) is the source of this 2360-nucleotide messenger RNA. It is a transcript of the gene CA11, whose product is annotated as carbonic anhydrase 11. The record is from RefSeq and is a predicted model, not a curated record. The transcript has 8 exons. Gene Ontology annotation, molecular function: zinc ion binding; carbonate dehydratase activity. The coding region runs from base 752 to 1957 and encodes 401 amino acids. NCBI's taxonomy places the organism in Eukaryota, Metazoa, Chordata, Mammalia, Artiodactyla, Cervidae.